AUGCAUCUUCGUCUCAUCCUUUUUGUCGCGUCGCUUUCUAAAUGCUGCGCAGACUCAUCCAGCCCGACCGAGCUGUUAGCUCAAAGCACGAAUGAUGAAGAGAUACCGGUAGAUGUUGCUCGUAACAGAACUGCCCAGUUCUUACGUGGGGUUCGCUCAGGAAAUGAAGCGAGAACGUCUGAGUGGAUAGACGCUGCAUUAAGUUUAGGACCGAGUACGAUGAAGUCAAUGGAAAAUAACGCUGCUGAGGGUACCUCUGCUGUUUCAGACAAUCUAAUGACUUUGGCUAGUGCACUGGUCAAUGCUGAGGACAACACUGCUGCUAUCAGGGCCAAGUCUACUGCUGUUAAGGCCAAGACCACUGCUAAUAGGGUCAAGGGUACUGCUUUUAAGGCCAAGGCUACUGCUUCUCGAGCCAAGGCUGCCAGGGCCAAGGCUACUGCUUCUCAAGCCAAGGCUGCAAGGGCCAAGGCCACGGCUACUGUUGCUACGGUCAAGCCUGAUGCUACUACUGGUGACAUAGCUACAUGGUCCAGUUUUCUGAAACAUCACCAUCCAAUAAGUUACACACCUUCGAUUGUGAAAGCUCCGGAAAAUUUAUCGCCGAAUUUCAACGAAGAUUUUCGGAAUAUCAAAAAAAGCGUUCGCAAGACACUAAAGUCGUGGUGGCCAUACUCACAAAAAAAAGUUUUUUUUGAGGUAUGUCCACCUUGCAAAAAAUUUCUCGCUCAAAAAGCAUUGGAAGACGAAAAAAAAGAAAACUUACUUAAGCUUUUGGCCUUUCUUGAGAAAAAUCCGGGUGUUAAGCAAGUUGUUGUCGUUUACUUUUUUGAAAUAUACGAGUUGGCUUAUUCCAAUGGAUUCUAG
Plasmopara halstedii is the source of this 867-nucleotide messenger RNA. RefSeq names its product RxLR-like protein. The transcript has a single exon. Lineage: Eukaryota; Oomycota; Peronosporomycetes; Peronosporales; Peronosporaceae. The record is from RefSeq and is a predicted model, not a curated record. The coding region runs from base 1 to 867 and encodes 288 amino acids.